Wyeomyia smithii (pitcher-plant mosquito) is the source of this 3279-nucleotide messenger RNA. Its product is annotated as G-box-binding factor-like. The record is from RefSeq and is a predicted model, not a curated record. Gene Ontology annotation, biological process: positive regulation of proteasomal ubiquitin-dependent protein catabolic process; protein ubiquitination. NCBI's taxonomy places the organism in Eukaryota, Metazoa, Arthropoda, Insecta, Diptera, Culicidae. Gene Ontology annotation, cellular component: nucleus; cullin-RING ubiquitin ligase complex. The transcript has 7 exons. Gene Ontology annotation, molecular function: ubiquitin protein ligase binding; ubiquitin-like ligase-substrate adaptor activity. Bases 438 to 1970 code for a protein of 510 amino acids.
GGUGACUAGUGCGAAGUGAUCCAGAUUUUGUGCUUCGUAGCGGAAAGUUAAUCGCUCUUAUAGAUAGAUUUGCGUGAGAAUAAGUACGCGUUUUCGCGAUGGAAAUUUAGUGCUAUGCGUCAACGGCGCCGCUGGCGGCUGAAGAAACAUUCUCCGCUUCAGUAAUCUAAUAAUACCAGAACUAAUCGGACGUUACGUUCGGUACUUUGCCACCCACCCGCCAGUGCGAAAUCAGUGAAAAUGUGAAACAGAAAUAGGAUAAAUCAUUUCUACAAGUAAAUAUUGCCCGCGCGCGCGUGUGUGUGUAUGCGAUAAUCACUUUAGAGCAACAAGUGUGCAUUUAUUUGUGUGUCGAUCGGGCGGGGGGAGGCGACCGGCGCCAAUUUAUUUGCCAGGGUUGUUUACGGCGCCGACCACGUGGCAGCCGGUCGAAAAUCAUGACGUCCUCCGGCUAUGUGACCAGUGCGAACGCAUUGAACACGCUCGAUAAACUUCCCAGUUCACCCCUGACCCCACUGCUGUUACCGUCAUCCCCGCCGGGGUUGUUGCUAGACGUGCUGAAUGUCACCUCAUCUACGGUGGCAAUUGCGUCACCCAGCCAAGCGCCGAUUGUGGUAACGCCUGCAGUUAUGGAUGGCACGGAGGCAGCAGAAGAAUUCGUCGUACUGCCAGGGCCAGAGGACGUGUUGCUAUUCAACAGUACCAAUGGUCUCUACCAGCAGUCGGUGACGCUAACCGCCCGGAUGUAUCCGAUUGAGGCCACGGCGGCGAAGUCAAUCUGGGGCUUACCGACGCUGAUCUGGGCUAUCCUGAUCGGGACCAUUGUGAUACUGAUCGUGAUCCUAGCGACACUCUUUUUCUGCUGUUGGCUUCAGCCGCGAACACGAAAACUGCUCGGAUCCACCUAUUACACCGGAAGCAGUGUUUCUCACAAUUCAGUUGUGCCGAAAUCGCAAACCAGUGACUCCAACCAGCUAGUAAUGCCCUUAUCCAUUGGAAUAUGUCCACCACAGUACAGUGCGCCUCCUCCCCCGACCAGCAGUAGCAGCGAAACCAGUCACACGAACUCGCAAGGUUGCCAGGCCUCAUCUAGCGGAAUUCCAUGUCAUCCAGCCGGUGGCGUUAAGGGCGGCUCCAACCCAUCAACAGCCGGACAUCACAGCAAAUACAGCAGCUCACCUCAGUACGCCCAUCAGUACCAUCAACAGCAACAGCAGUUUCAACAUCAUCAUCAAUGCAUCCAUCAUCAACAGCAACAGCAGCAGCGGCAACAACAACAACAGCAACAAUAUCAUGCACAUUAUGCACACCUGCAACAACAGCAACAACAACAGCAACAGUGUAUUCAAUAUCAGCAGCCUCAACAACAAACCUAUCAGCAGUAUUACAAUCAACAACAGCAGCAACAUCAACAGCAGCAGCAACAGCAACAGCAAAUGCAACAUCAGCAUUCACAAAUGACUCAAUAUAUGCAUCCUGCUCAACAGCAAGCCCUUCAACAGCAGCAGCAGCAACAGAGAGAGCAUCAAAUGCAGCAGCAACAGCAUCACUAUCACCAACAGCAUCAUCACCAGCCGAACCAAUUGGUGCAUCACAAAUCCAUGUGGGCCAUUAAUCCACUAUAUGCAUCUAGUGGGGUAAUCAACGAUGGCGGUACCGGUGUCGGAAGAAGUGGCACGGGCGGUGGGAGCGGACGCCACGACAAUGAUGACGAUGCGGUCGGUAGCACCUCGUACCGGACCCGAUCGUUGCCAUCGUGGGGCAAAAACAAACAGCGACCGCUGUCUAAUGCGGACGACUUGGAGGAACUGUAUGCAAAGGUGAAUUUCAGCAAAAAGCGUCGUAACCGGAUGCGUAACGACGAAGCGGCCAUUAUUGCACUCUGCCGGUCGCGUUCUCAAAAUCUUUCCUCACUUCCGAUGGCCGAUCAGGACGCUGUCGUAAUUUACGACGAACGGACGGCACUUUAGACGUUACUCGAAACACGCUACGGUAACAACCGAGUGCAAGCUACGUAGUCAAAGACGAUCUCCAUAAUUCAAUUCAUUAUUAUGUACAUGCGCUGGUAAUUCGCGUUUCACACUAUCGAGUGUGGCAUAAAAUAUCACGCUAGCAAAUCACUGUUCGUUCGUUACUGUUAAGACUUUCCCGCGAAGCGUAAAAUUUUUCCGACCACAAGAAAAUGGCAUACUAAAUAGUCCCAAUUUUUACUACGAUAGUAAAAGAUAGACAAAAAAAAACAUCAGAAAUUUCGAGCGUGAUCGUUAGUCGUUGAACAAUCCCAUCCCCCGAUGUAAAACAAAAACCCAAAAGUAUCACCAUAAAAUCGAGAGAAAGUAGAUGUUGUUAUUUACGAAUUAAAUUGACCUAUUUCGACUACAGUGUAAGAAAAAAAAAAACGUAUGCAAAGACUGAUAGAUUUCCUCUGUGAAGAUCGCAAAACCACACACUAUCAUUAUAAAACAAGAAAGAAAAAACGAAGAAACUAACUUUCCACAUUUAAGCUACCCACGUAGAGAAAUGCGACCGAAAAACGUAAAACAUAACCAACUUUUUACUCUAUAUAAUCUCAAGAGAUAAAACAAAAACACAUUAAAACUUUUUAAUAAACCUGAUACACCAUUAAGAUUGCCACUUAAAGAAGACAAAAACGUUAGACAGGAAAAAAAUCCCCUCAUUUAAGCGAACAGCAAACCGAUAAACACGAGAAUAAAGAACACUCCUUUUCGAUGUUCCUGCAAUAAAUAGUGCAUCUUGCAAAAUUUACCUUUUUAGAGAGCAUGACCAUCCGACUUUAGAAGAUGUUCAACCGCGCAUGCAUAGCUGGAAUAGGAGAAUUCGCCGUCGCAGCUUUUCUUCGGUUCCAUUUGUGUUAGUAGUUAAGUUGUAGUGAUUUGAGGUUUGGGCGUGAAAUCUUCGUAUUUUAAACCGAAAGUAAGCCUAUACGUAUACAUUAUUGAUUGAUUUGUAAGCAGCAGGAGAAGGAGAAGAGAGGAAGACAGGAACCGAAAAGCGGUGUCUACACGGUAGCGAAGUAGACAUUAAAUCUAUUUUGCCGGGCAAAAGCAAUUCAAAGGAAAGGUUUUAUUCGUUGGAAAACUAGCAAUGUUGAACCAGUUGUGUACUAAGUAUGUAUUUGAUUAAAGCAGGAUUAAGGCUCUGAGCGCAUCUUCGUAACAGUUAGGAGCAAUUAGAUAAUGAAGAGAGGGUAGCGUUGUUUGUACAUUUAUUCGAAGAAGAGAACUAGAUGGAUAAUGGCUUAAAAUCCAGAGAAUUGAA